Messenger RNA from Closterium sp. Yama58-4, 1929 nucleotides. Lineage: Eukaryota; Viridiplantae; Streptophyta; Zygnematophyceae; Desmidiales; Closteriaceae. The record is from the annotation of a GenBank genome assembly.
AUGCAGUUCACUUACCGCUUUAAUGUCGGGAAGAAGCUAGGAGAGGGAGGCUACGGGCUCGUCGAGACGUGCAACGACACGACGGGGGAGCUCGGCGCGGGGCCGCUAGCCGUUAAAACCAUUUCCAAGGAGGCGCUUUACGCGGACUGCCAGCGGCUCGAGGACUUCGAGGCGCGCCGCAUCGCGUUGGCGCGCGAGGUGGACGUAAUGAAUCGCGUGCGCGGGCACGAGCACGUGGUGCAGGUUAAGAAGGUGUAUAACAACAGCGAGCGAUUGCGCGUCGUCAUGGAGAUGUGCGAAGCGGGUAACCUUCUAGAACACCUCGCGGCGCGGAUCGAGCUCCUGAGGCAAGAGCGAGGAAGCUUCGGCAGCAGCGGCGGGUUCUUCGGCUCCAGCGGCGGCGGCGGUGGCGGCAUCGGCGGGUUCGUGUUCGGCAGUGGAGGCGGAAGCAGCGGCAGCGGCGGCGCAGGCGGGCGGAGCGCGCGCGGCGGGCGCGGGCCGUGGGCGGGCGGGCUCCCGGAGAACGAAGCGGCGGUACUAUUUAAACAGCUAGUGGAGGGCGUUGCGUUCUGCCACCGGCGGCGCGUGCUGCACCGCGACGUGAAGCUGGAAAACGCGCUGCUCGCGCUGCCCACGGGGCGGCAGUCCGAGGCGGAGAACCUGGAGGCGGAACUGCGCAUGGUCUCCGCGGACAUGGCGCACGCGGGAGACGACGCCGCGGCGGGCGGAGUGGGGGGAGCGGGUGGGAAUGGGCGGGGGCAAGGAGACGAGGGGGUUCAGUCAGCAGGGAGCACAACGCCAACAGGAGCUAGUCCUCACCAACGCCACCACCACCACCACCACCACUUUAAUCUCUUCAGCAUCCUUCCCCAGGGCGCGCGUUCCCCUGCGCUCAAAUCCCCUGCUGCUGACAAGUCCCCUAGGCUAAACUCUCCUGAUAACGUGCCUCCCCCUGCUGCUGCUGCUGCGGGCGCGUUCGCGCGCUCCGCCUCCGCGCCAGGUCCCCCGCCCAAAUCCCCCAUCAACACGCGCCCGCCGCGCUCCCCGCACCUCGCGGCGCCCAUCCCGCCGUCCCCCUCGGAAUCGUCCGCGCUCUCCCCCGCCGCGAUCGCCGCCGCCGUGUCCGCCGGAUCCUCCGCCGUCUCCCUUGGCCUCGUGGUGAAACUAGCCGAUUUCGGAUUCGCUAUGGUGCUUCGGGAUGGGGAAACCGCCUCGGGAACAUGUGGCACCCCAGGUUACAUGGCUCCUGAGUUAGUAUCCGAGGAGAAAUAUUCCUUUCCAGUGGACAUAUGGAGCCUAGGGGUUGUCCUGCACGCGUUACUCUUCGGCGAGUUACCGCAUUACCGCGAGCCGCGCGACGUGGUUACUGAGGGCGUGCCGCGCCCGGGUGCCCGGAAAUGGAAGGUUAUUUCGGAAGCUGCCCGGGAGCUGCACCAGGCGAUUCUCCAGCUGGACCCCUCCAAGCGGCCUACAGCAGCAUUGAUUCUGAAACACCCGUGGUUUGAACAGGCUGAGGCAGCUCUGAUGGCGGGUGAAGCGGCAGAGGCUGGGGGGGGAGCAGCGGGGGACAGAGACGGGGCAAUUGGUGCUAAGAGCGGGCGAAUGAAGAGUGGGAGAGCAGCGAGCGGGAGGGCGAAAUCCGGACGGAAUAUGGAGUUUUUGGGGCAUAAAGGGGGUGGGGGGAAGGAGGGCGCCGGAGGAGGAGGAGCAGGAGGGGGAGGUGCUGAAGGGGAUGACAAGGGUUCGGUUUCUUCCCCUCCUUCUUCUCCGCGCGUGGUGGUGCUUCGGCUGAAGCUGGGAGCCAGGAAUCUGGCUCUUAGGUUUAAGUACGGCUUUAUUCCCACUGCAGGUCCCCACAGGAAGCAUGCUCAGACAGAGGAGGAGGAGGAGGGGAAAGGAGGGAAGGAAGAGAAGGGGAUUGUGGGUUGA